This is a messenger RNA of Fomitiporia mediterranea MF3/22, 1055 nucleotides long. RefSeq names its product nicotinate-nucleotide diphosphorylase. Gene Ontology annotation, biological process: quinolinate catabolic process; NAD+ biosynthetic process. The coding region runs from base 1 to 891 and encodes 296 amino acids. Gene Ontology annotation, cellular component: cytoplasm. Lineage: Eukaryota; Fungi; Basidiomycota; Agaricomycetes; Hymenochaetales; Hymenochaetaceae. The transcript is spliced from 4 exons. Gene Ontology annotation, molecular function: nicotinate-nucleotide diphosphorylase (carboxylating) activity. The record is from RefSeq and is a predicted model, not a curated record.
AUGUCAAGCAAGCCGAACUAUGCGCAUCUGCUCCCUCCGAGCUGGAAAUCACAGGUGACUGCAUGGCUGGCAGAGGACGCGCCAUCAUUCGAUUAUGGCGGCUUUGUCGUUGGCGAUGCCGAGCGCGAGGCGUUCCUAUUCGGUAAAGGCACACAACGCGCCGUUCUUGCAGGUGUGCCGUUCUUUACCGAAAUAUUUGAACAGCUUGGUUGCACAGUGGAAUGGCACAUGCAAGAGGGUGAGGAGUUCGACCCGGUUAAACAUGUAGCAACUGUGCGUGGAAGGGCUCGAUUACUGCUCCUCGGUGAACGCGUAGCGCUCAACCUCCUAGCGCGUUGCAGUGGUAUUGCAACAAAGUCUAAACGCAUCCUAGACAUCGCUCGCUCAAGUGGAUACACAGGCAUCAUCGCGGGCACCCGGAAAACAACGCCAGGAUUCCGACUGGUCGAGAAGUACGGCAUGCGAGUCGGCGGCGUCGACACGCACAGACAUGAUCUCUCAAGUAUGAUUAUGCUCAAGGAUAAUCACAUCUGGAGCUGUGGUUCCAUAACCGCAGCCAUUGCUCAAGCACGCUCUGUGGGUGGCUUCAGUCUCUUGCUCGAUGUGGAAGUCCGGGACGAAAAAGAGGCAGACGAAGCUAUCGAUGCCGGAGCAGAUGUUAUCAUGUUAGACAACAUAGAAGGGCAGGAGAUGGUCAAUGUGGCAAGAAGAUUAAAAGAGAAAUGGGUAGGCAAGAGAAAGUUCUUGUUCGAGACAAGCGGCAACAUAACCGAAUCAAAUUUGAAGGAACGUGCAAACAAUGAAAUUGAUAUUCUCAGCACAAGUGCGGUGCACCAAUCCGUACAACAUAUUGACUUUAGCCUGAAGGUCCAGAGGCCGAAAGAUUCUUGAAACUCGGGAUUACCCAGCGCUUUAAACCCACUGUACUCGGGAAGCGCGUAUUAACAUCGUAGUUGGGCUCUUAGAACUUGAAAUUCCCAUACAAUACCUGUAGAAACUGUCCACUACUUUGUAAAUUGUAUGCAUCGAGCACAUCGAAUCAUUGAUAAAGUUUC